AUGUCUUCGACAUUUUCAUUCCUUCACCUCCCACCGGAGGUUCGGAAUAGGAUCUAUGCGCAUUAUGUCACUGUCAAGGGGGGCUAUGUCUUCAACUUUGAGUCGGGCAAACUGGUGGCUGCUGGUAGCGAGGGGGACACGCAACCAAUCGACCAGGCCUUGAAAUUCACAUGCAGGCAAGUCGCGGAAGAAAUGAGAGGAUUGGAUCUCGCAUUAAAUCUCAUUACUUUUUCGACUGGCUACUCUGACGAGUGGCGUGCCAGCGCAGCUGCGUUCCAUUUUUGUCAUGCUUGGAAUGACUACAAGCUCCUCACUUGGCUUUUUCUCCCGGAGGAUAUAGAGGGAGGAGGUGAGGGGCAGGAAGGGAGUGACUCCAGUGCAGGGGAUCAACCCAAUAUCGUCGGCGAAGAGCUUGGAGAGAGCGAGAGCGAGAGUGAAGAGGAAGAUGAAGACGAGAAUGAGGACGGCGACGACAGUGAUAGUGAGGGCGACAGUCAAGGUAUGGUAGUACCAUCCUUUUCAAGAACAAUAGCCGAGCAGGUGGCACAACGAUAUCCAAAAUUCGAACCGGUUCUUCAAGCAAUUCUACAAGGCAUGGAUCCUUCCGAGGUUACGAGCUACUAUGGUAUAGUACCCUCGUACAGGCGGCAGGCGGUCAUGUACACGCUUGAACUGGCUAUCAGGCAAGGAACCAUUCCAAAGGACUGGCUUGGAAACCGACAUAAUGAUCCUGUCGAACUUCUGGCUCUUUUUGAGGAGUUUCCCCCGUGGAGCUGUUGUCUUACCGAAGAUGAGAUUCACGAAAUGAGUUCUCCGCCUGUUGCCAGGAAGCAAUUUUGCUGCUACUGGAAAGAACCUCAUAUUGAACAAAAUGGACAACGCCAAUACACCCAGGGCAAGUAUCGGUUUUCGGCGGCAGCGGUAGCCACACGAUUUCUUUCCAGGAUGCCCAAAUCCCUACGGCUUUGUCUACGGAACAUUCGUCUGCGCGAGGAUGCAGUGAGCGUGGCUAAUCCCGAAUGCCAUGCCCAAGGUCUUAUCGAAUUCUGUGUUGAAAACCCCAAACUACACAUCGAGCGCCGCCUUGAUUUAUGGAGAAAUGUUUUCCAGUCCCCAUCCAUGGCGAUGGAUAUAUUGGUCUUCAUCUUCGAAAACCAAUGGGAAUGGAGCAAUCCCGAUGAUACCGGCAGAGGUCGAGGAUUAUGCUCUUACUCUCUCACGGAGAGCGUCGCUCUCUGGAUUACAGAAGCAUUGGCCCUUGUUGGCCUUGGUAUGCCUAAGAAAUCCUUUACCUUGAUUCUUGAUGCGGGAGAAGCGCAAAAAGAAUGCGCCGAGAUCUUUCAAACAAUUGUCCAGCGCGAUGCUGCUUGGCAAACGGCGUGGGAAAUGAUAGCAUCUGAGAGCUAUCCGGAAGAAACAUUCUUCACUAAGAGAUUACAUCGUUGUUACCGGUUCGAUGGGUUCCCAGAGGCAAUUAAAGAUAUGAUCAACAAUCCAUCUGGGUUUGUUCAAUGCACGUUUGACAUUGGCGCAGACCUCUGGGAUGCUCAUACGGAAUUUCAAAAAUAUCGUCACCUUCCGCUUGAAGAAUCCAUCGCUCUCCCCAUCGAGAAGGGAAUAUACAUCCAGCCGCCCCCACCGCUCCCAGGCUGGAGUGCUCUCCUCGCAGAAAACAUAUUGCCAGAGUUCUUUACUAAUCAAGAAUUAAGGCGAAUUGACCUGAGUGAUCGAUGGUGGAUCGAAGAGGAGAAGACCGCGAGUAAUGAGGAGUACGAAGAAUUCAUGGCAGGCAGACGUGAGGCGGAAACAGAGAUAGAGGAUCUUAAGGCAAAGAGAGCAAAGCUGUCGGUGGAAAGGCUCGCUCAUGGUUUUGAGUUUUUCGGUGUGUAG
Molecule: messenger RNA, 1890 nt
Organism: Trichoderma aggressivum f. europaeum
Lineage: Eukaryota; Fungi; Ascomycota; Sordariomycetes; Hypocreales; Hypocreaceae
Exons: 2
Coding region: 1-1890 (629 amino acids)
Source: RefSeq, a predicted model, not a curated record